GGUUCACUGGGCGUCAUGUGACACCGGGAUCACGUGAUCUGAACUCUGGCUCUCAGAGCCUCUGAACCAGACCGGACCGUGGACUGAUGCUGAGACACGAUGCUGCUGGUUCUGUCCGAGCAGCACAAAGGACAUCUGUCCUUCCUGUCCACCGUGGAGCCCGAGGUGGUGGCAGAGUUUGGACGGAUCGCUCUGGACUUCCUGAGACGAGGGACAAGCCCCAAGAUCUACGAGGCUGCAGCAAGGAAGCUGGGUGUGUCAGUGGAGCGGGUGCAGUGUGCCGUGGAGGGCCUCAUGUUCCUGGUGCUGGAGAGCUGCAGACACACGCUCUCUGAGACCGACUUCCUUGACUCUGUUCUGGUGCUGGGCUUCAGCCAGGACCUCAACAACACACUGCUUCAGUUGUACCUGCAGCAGAGUGCUCAGGUGCGCUCUGUCCUGGCUCAGCUCGCUCCCUCUCUGCCUGUCUACCACAGUCUGGAGUGGAGACUGGACAUCAAUGUGAAUGUCCAGCCGGUCCCUGAGGCAGCAGCUGUGUCCUGUCGUGACGCUUUGCCUGGGCCUUGCCAGUGGGGGCGCCAGUGGGCAGACACGCAGACUGCUCCAGGCUCGUCCCGGGACCCUCCUGCACCUGCUGUCUGUGCUGGAACAGGCCCUGGAUGCCAUGAAGAGCACCCACACCCGCCGCAUCCUGAGGAACAUCAAGUGAGCCUGCCGCACCUUCCACAUCCUCCACAUCCUGAAGAAUAUUAAGUUAACCUGCCACACUUGUCGCACCUGCCACACCUGCCACACCUGUGUGUUCUGAGGAACAUUAAGUGAAAAUGUUGCACCUGCUGCAUUCUCCCACCACACCCUGAGGAACAUCUAAUAUACUGGUUCUCAACCUUUUCAAUCAUGACCCCCCCGUAAUAACAGCUGGAAGGCUACUGCAGAAAGAGAAAGUCUUUUGUCUCAUGUUUGCUUAGAUAAAAUAAUAUGCUAGGCCAACUAAUAGGAAUGUACAGUUCUCACUGUAUUUGAAGAGUCAUGUUUAAGACUUUGCCAGACCCCCAGUUUGAGAAGCACUGAUUAAAUGAACCUGCUGCAUGUUUCUGAGAGACACAUGACUAUGGAGACGCUCAGGACAGGUUGAGCUCGGGACAAUGACUUAAGAUAUGAAGCCUUGUACUUCUGAUUUAGGAACAUGGUGAUUUUUAAAGUAAGGAAACAGGUUAUGGUUAAGGUUAGGGUUUGAUUAAAGAAUUGUUAUUAUGAAGGUAUUAUAAUUUUUUAAAGCUUUCUACCAUGUUCCUUACCUUGUACCCUCAAAACCUCAAGGUCUUAGAUGUCAUUCUUGGAUGUUUUGUAUUUUGGUGACCUCUUCCGGGCCCUAUUCAAACCCAUCUUAUGAUUAGCUGGAAGAUUCUGUCCAAUGCUCCAUAUGACAAUUCUCCAUAAAGACACAAAAACAUGAUACAAAACUGUGCAUAGCAACUUGACAAACAUGAAGUAAUGUGCAGGAGAUUCAUUAGUGGAAUGCACGCAGAUUGAGUUGUGAUUGUGCUCUGAAUGAGUGACUUGACACGGAGACCAAAGGAAGGGGGGACUCAUUUUCAAAAAUGUUAAAGGUGAUGUUAACAUGGUGAUCUAAAUAUGUUACAUGUUAGCAGGUAAUUAGCCAGGCUGGUGCCACCCAGUGCCUCCGCUCAGUUUAAUUUCUCUCCAGUGACUAGGUCAGAAAUUGGAAUACACUAGACGGUUUACAAGAACCCCGGAAGUGUGAGCCUGAGCACCAGCCAAUCAGCGAAGAGCCAUAUAUUUCUUCUUGAUUCUCGAGAUUGAGGAUUUAAAGCCGGAACAAAGAAAAUGGUGAAUUUUAUCAAGGGGAAAUUUAUUUAAUUUAUUUAUUGUCCUUCUUCCUACAGGAUUUGGGAAAAGCUUAAUAUACCAGUUAGCCCUGUUAGCGGCGCAUUACAUACAUCACAACCAAAUAGUAGCAAAAUGGUUAAAUAAAAAAAGUACUCGCCUACCGUCGAGCAAACAAAUUCUAACGUUGCAAGAUCAAACGGUUUCCACAAAGUGAAACUGACUGAUGAAGCAGGCUGGCAGUUAAUACCCCAUCGAAGUAAAAUACCCGCUCUUUAAGGGUGCGGUGGUUCGGGUGUGGUUAAGGUUAGGAACAGAACUGGAAAAUGUUUUGGGGUAGAUAACAUGUUGCAGAAACAAUUAUAAAAUGUGUCACUUAAAAGCUUCACCUCUCAACUUACACCAUAAAAUAAAACGGUCAAAAAUAGGCUAUAACAUUUUAGGCCUGUAGCAACAAACAGAGCUUCUAUGUGAUCACCUCCAUCCCUCCAGAGCAGACUGUUUAGCACUAACCUUUCACAAUGUUGACAUGACUCCAGAGACCAAAGGGGGCGCCUUUGUUCCACAUUCUGGAAAAGGAUGUAGUGUGUCAAAAAUGUAGAAUGUAUAUAAAUUGUGAGUAGAAUUACAACAGAUGUAUUUUCUAGUGCCAUUGUGCCUUGAGAUUUUACAUUUAAAGGAGCACUGUGUAACUUUUCUGGUAGACAGGAUGUUUCACAGUAUGGCUUUAAACGUAUCUAUCUUUACUCAUUACAAGUGUUUUAAUUGCUCACAAAUACCAUGAAAACGUGCAUUCUGACUGUGAGUAUGGUCUCCUCUCCACAGAUGUGACCUAUUAAGUGCUUUACUUCGUAGAUACAGAUUUGUGUUUUUGUUUUUUUUUGUUUUUUAAUAAAAGCUUAAACAAUC
Boleophthalmus pectinirostris (great blue-spotted mudskipper) is the source of this 2757-nucleotide messenger RNA. It is a transcript of the gene commd2, whose product is annotated as COMM domain containing 2. NCBI's taxonomy places the organism in Eukaryota, Metazoa, Chordata, Actinopteri, Gobiiformes, Gobiidae. The record is from RefSeq and is a predicted model, not a curated record. The transcript has 6 exons. Bases 100 to 753 code for a protein of 217 amino acids.